Messenger RNA from Salvelinus namaycush (lake trout), 2112 nucleotides. RefSeq names its product VPS39 subunit of HOPS complex (gene vps39). The record is from RefSeq and is a predicted model, not a curated record. Gene Ontology annotation, biological process: autophagy; vesicle-mediated transport; intracellular protein transport. Lineage: Eukaryota; Metazoa; Chordata; Actinopteri; Salmoniformes; Salmonidae. The annotation marks the transcript as partial. The transcript has 19 exons. Gene Ontology annotation, cellular component: membrane; cytoplasm. Gene Ontology annotation, molecular function: protein binding.
CCGGUCCCUAUCCUGGAGAAACUUCCUCUCCAGAUUGACUGUCUUGCGGCCUGGGAGGACUGGCUUCUAGUCGGGACCAAACCAGGCCAUCUGCUGCUCUACAGAAUCAAAAAGGAUGCAGGUACCAACAGGUUUGAGGUGACUCUGGAGAAAUCCAACAAGAACUUCUCCAAGAAGAUCCAGCAGCUCUUCAUUGUCUCACAGUACAAGAUCCUCAUCAGUCUACUGGAGAACAACAUCCAUGUCCACGACCUAUUGACCUUUCAGCAGAUUACUGUGGUCUCCAAGGCCAAAGGGGCAACGCUCUUCGCCUGUGACCUGCAGCUGUCCCCUUCAGGAGAGGCCCAGCUGCGGAUGUGUGUUGCAGUGAAGAAGAAACUUCAGCUGUACUACUGGAAGGACAGGGAGUUCUAUGAGCUGCAGGGGGACUUUUCUGCUCCAGACAUCCCGAAGUCCAUGGCCUGGUGUCAGAACUCCAUCUGUGUAGGCUUCAAGAGGGACUACUACCUCAUCCGGAUGGAUGGUCGUGGUUCCAUCAAGGAGCUCUUCCCCACGGGGAAGCAGCUGGAGCCCCUGGUGGUCCCUCUGGCUGAUGGGAAGGUGGCGGUGGGGCAGGAUGACCUCACGGUGGUGCUCAACGAGGAGGGGGUCUGCACUCAGAAGUGUGCCCUCAACUGGACUGACAUCCCUAUUGAUAUGGAACACCAGCCCCCCUACAUCAUAGCUGUCCUGCCUCGCUAUGUGGAGAUCAGGACCUUUGAACCCAGACUGCUGGUCCAGAGUGUGGAGCUACAGAGACCGCGAUUCAUCACCUCAGCUGGGCCUAAUAUAGUGUACGUUGCCAGCAACCAUUUUGUGUGGCGUCUGGUGCCUGUGUCCAUCGCCAGUCAGAUCAGACAGUUACUACAGGACAAGCAGUUUGAACUGGCCCUGCAACUGGCGAAGAUGAAGGAUGAUGUGGAAGGAGACAAGAGACAGCAGAUUCACCACAUCCAGAAUCUCUAUGCCUUCAAUCUGUUCUGUCAGAAGAGGUUCGAUGACUCCAUGCAGGUGUUCGCUAAGCUCGGCACAGAUCCCACCCAUGUGAUUGGUCUGUAUCCUGACCUGCUCCCCGCUGACUACCGUAAACAGCUGCACUACCCCAACCCCCUGCCCAGUCUGUCUGGAGCAGAGCUGGAGAAGGCUCACCUCGCGCUCAUAGACUACCUGACACAGAAACGCAGUCACCUGGUGAAGCAGCUGAACGACUCGGACCCGUCCACGCCGUCUCCCCUCAUGGAAGGAACCCCCACCAUCAAGAGCAGGAAGAAACUCCUGCAGAUCAUCGACACCACGCUGCUCAAAUGCUACCUGCAUACCAACGUGGCCCUGGUGUCCCCUCUGUUGCGUCUGGACAAUAACCACUGUCACAUUGAGGAGAGUGAGUACAUCCUGAAGAAGGCCCACAAGUACAGCGAGCUCAUCAUCCUCUAUGAGAAGAAGGGCCUGCAUCAGAAAGCCCUACAGGUGUUGUUGGACCAGUCCACCAAGGCUAACUCUCCCCUAAAGGGACAUGAGAGGACUGUGCAGUACCUCCAGAGACUGGGGAUGGAGAAUCUAGGCAUCAUCUUUGAGUUCUCUCCCUGGGUGUUGAAGAUCUGUCCUGAAGACGGACUGAAGAUCUUCACUGAGGACCUGACGGAGGUAGAGACCCUUCCCAGAGACAAGGUCCUGAACUUCCUGAGGGAGGGCUUUAAGGAGCUGGCUGUCCCCUACCUGGAACACAUCAUACACGUCUGGGAGGACACGGGACCUGAGUUCCAUAACGUCCUCAUUCAGCUGUACCUGGAGAGGGUCCAGGGGCUCAUGAAGCAGUACCUCAACUCCCUGCCUGAGGGUGUUCCUGCAGUGGCUGCUGGGAAGGAGGAGGGGGACCUGGGAGAGUUCAGGAACAAGCUAGUGUGUUUCCUGGAGGUCUCUACCAGCUACGAACCAGGCCGACUCAUCUCUGACUUCCCCUUCGAUGGUCUUCUGGAGGAGCGGGCCCUGCUGCUGGGUCGGAUGGGGAAACAUGAACAGGCCCUCUUCAUCUACGUACACGUCCUGAAGGACACACACAUGGCCAAGGAGUGA